Molecule: messenger RNA, 976 nt
Organism: Bombus terrestris (buff-tailed bumblebee)
Lineage: Eukaryota; Metazoa; Arthropoda; Insecta; Hymenoptera; Apidae
Gene: fabp
Product: sodium/calcium exchanger regulatory protein 1
Exons: 3
Coding region: 179-580 (133 amino acids)
Biological process (GO): fatty acid transport
Cellular component (GO): nucleus; cytosol
Molecular function (GO): fatty acid binding
Source: RefSeq, a predicted model, not a curated record
GUUGUAGAUAUCGUAAAUAAUCGCAGAAAAGUUCAAACUUCAAAGUUUACAUAUUGGUAUUUGGAUUAUGGAGAACCUGGUUCUCAUUAUUCACGAUAUAAGAUGCGAUAAUAACACCGGUGGUGUUCAGUCUUGCUUUUACUUUCAUUAGUAACGUGUCGUGCUUUAUUCGUUCAAAAUGCUUUCAUCCGUUUUCGGAAAACAAUACAAACUCCAAUCGAGUGAAAAUUUUGAUGACUACAUGAAAGCCUUGGGUGUAGGUAUAAUGACACGUAAAAUGGGAAGCAGCGUGAGUCCCGUGAUUGAACUAACAGAGAACAAUGGAGUGUAUACGUUGAAAACGACUAGCGCAUUCAAGAACUCUGAAAUAAAAUUCAAGCUUGGUGAAGAAUUUGAUGAAGAAACAGCAGACGGAAGAAAAGUGAAGUGUGUCUGCACUUUAGAUGGAAAUAAACUUAUUCAAGUACAAAAAGGAGAAAAGGAAACCACUAUUGAAAGAGAAUUCACGCCGACAGAAAUGAAAGCGAUCAUGAAAGUUGAUGAUAUCGUAUGUACAAGAGUAUACAAGGUUCAAGAAUAAAGAUGUUAUUUAAGGAAAUAAUAUUCCUUAAUGAAUUAAAAAUUGAUUAAUGAUGUUGAAAGUUGUUCUCGCUAAUUAAGGGCAAUAUAUUGUUUUCAUAACUGUAAAAAAAUAAACUUUUUUACACGCAGAAUAAUACAUAUGAACGCAUAAAUAUGAUACAGCUGGUAUUAUUUUCAAAUAAGAGUUUAAUAUUUCGCAGUAUGAUACGAUAUAUGAAUAUAAUGUUACUCAUAUUCAUAUACGUAAGACGAAAAUUAUGUUGCAUUUUGAAAGUAUCAAAUAUUUCUAUAUUUUUUACGCAUCUUUAAAUGUUAUUCAUAUGCUUCCAUGUAUGUUAUAUCCAUUAUGGAUACAUUGAACGAAAUUUCAGAACAAAUAAAGAAUAAUUUUGAA